GGGCAGCUUGGCUUGGCUGGAACUAAGAAGGACCCAGACACACCAUUGUGUGGAGAUGGGUGACACCUUCCUUUUCUAGAAGCUACUACAUAAGCUUGUGACUCUUAUGAACAACUGGAACACAUACACAGGAGUCCAAGCCACCUUGCUGGGACACUUCUCUUCGGGAUCACUGGGUGCCCAAGUGAAGGCCUUUCCCAGUGGCUAGCGAGAGCAGCUCUUGCAGGUGGCUGGGGCCAUUGGAGAAGGGUCAACACCACCACGUGGCUGCUAGCGUCUGGGAGAGAGCCACAGCAGCCCCUGGAUAGCAGAGCCACAGGGAGUGGCGCUGGCAUUACCGAGAUACCCAGCCAGACAUCUUGGCUCAGGUCUAGAGACAGAACUGGCAGUGCUGUGUUCUUACCACUACACAAGUAAGGGUUCUUGGUCCCCAAGACUUGGGGACUGCUGGGGGAGUGGCCUAGGACCCAUUCACGGGGGAAGUAGAAGUUCAGGAGCUCACCCAGAAUAUUCUUAGUCCUACUGCAGUGCGUAUCUGCACCACAAAGGAGUUGGUAGCCGUAGAGUUAGAGCAAGUGAAUACCGGCACCAUGGCACUGGCCCUUUUGGAGGACUGGUGCAGGAUCAUGAGCGUGGAUGAACAGAAGUCACUGAUGGUUAUGGGGAUACCAGUGGACUGUAAUGAGGCUGAGAUUCAGGAGGUCCUCCAGGAGACUUUGAAGUCUCUGGGCAGGUAUAGACUGCUUGGCAAAAUAUUCAGGAAGCAAGAGAAUGCCAAUGCGGUCUUACUAGAGCUUAUGGAAGAUACUGACGUCUCGGUGAUCCCCAAUGAGGUUCAGGGAAAGGGGGGGAUCUGGAAAGUAGUCUUCAAGACCCCUAACCAGGACACGGAAUUUCUUGAACGACUGAACCUAUUUCUGGAAAAAGAGGGGCAGACAGUCUCGGGGAUGUUCCGAGCCCUCGGGCAUGAGGGAGUGUCCCCAGCCACCGCGCCCUGCGUAUCGCCAGAGUUAUUGGCGCAUUGGUUGGGACAGGCAAUGGCACAUGCCCCGCAGCCUCUGCUGCCCAUGAGAUACCGGAAACUGAGAGUGUUCUCAGGGAGUGCCGUGCCUGCUCCCGAGGAAGAGCCCUUUGAAAUCUGGUUGGAACAAGCCACUGAGAUCGUCAAAGAGUGGCCGGUAGCGGAGGCAGAAAAGAAAAGGUGGUUGAUGGAAAGCCUGCGCGGCCCUGCCCUGGACCUCAUGCACAUAGUGCAGGCAGACAACGCGGCCAUCAGCGUGGAAGAGUGUUUGGAGGCGUUUAAGCAAGUGUUCGGAAGCCUGGAGAGCCGCAGGACCUCCCAGGUGAAGUACCUGAAGACCUAUCAGGAGGAGGGGGAGAAGGUCUCAGCCUACGUGUUGCGGCUAGAAACCCUGCUCCGGCGAGCGGUGGAGAAAAGAGCCAUCCCCAGGAAUAUCGCAGACCAGGUACGCCUGGAGCAGGUGAUGGCGGGAGCCAACCUCAGUGAGGUCCUUUGGUGCAGGCUGAGGGAGCUGAAGGAUCAGGGCCCGCCUCCCAGCUUUCUUGAGCUAAUGAAGGUAAUCCGGGAGGAAGAGGAGGAAGAGGCCUCUUUUGAAAACGAGAAUACUGAAGAGCCCAAUGAAGGGGAUGGCUAUGGCCGCUGGGAUCACGAGGCAGAGGACUAAAACUCAGCUCAGCACAGGAUGCACGGCCAGCGCGCCUAGGGACAUUCGCUUUAUCCGGCUGACACCAGGCUGAGUCGCUCUUUUUGUCGUUGAAUGUAUGCAACUGAAAUCGAGGCUUGGAGCCAGGUCUUAAUGCUUGCCUCUCAGAAAAAAAUUAUCCGAGGGUUUCUUGGACCCUGCAUGGAUGAUGAGAAGAAACACCAGAUUCAAUUCCAAAUAUGAGCUAGGAAGCCGAAGGACUCUGAGGCACUUGAGGUCUCCCAAACAGACCAAAGUUUACCCCUACCGUAGAAAAAAAGAAAUGACGUGAGGAAGAAAAUAUCUUUUGUAAUUUAUUUAAAAAUAGAAGCUCUUGGACUUGUCAGGUGAUUUCCCUUCUCAAAUCAACACCUUCUCUCUGAGUGCCUAGCAGUGUGAGGCGCUGGUCAAGGAGGUCAGGAUCCUAAAUAUAAGAGAAUGGGUGGUGCUCUCAGGGAGCUUACCACCUCCUUGAGGAUGUGGCCUCGGUGGCGGCAUGGGAGAAGCUAAAUAACCAUGUGUAAAUAAGUCACCACACCAGUAGACGCACCAUUGCCAAAUGAAUACAACCACCUCCCCUAUGUUGUUUCUUUUCUUUACUUGGGAUGCACUCCUCCACUUCUCCACUAGAUGGCAGAUGGACAGUUUCAGGCACUGUGUUAGGCCCCCAAGGCACAGAUGACUCAGCCUAAUCUCUGCUUGCAUGAGAUCUACAGUGUGCCAGACACCUUUGAGAAAGAGUGGACAUUAUGAGAAAACAUGCUAGAGGGGGAGGAUUGGAUUUAGUGAGCUGACCGUUCUGGUAAGAGAAGAUUUUUAUUGGCAACAAAGGGGAUGGAGGAGAGGAAAGGAGCUCAUAUUUAUUGAGGGUCUGUUAUGUCCCAGGUGUUUCACAUGUAUCUAUUGUAUUUAUUGUACACAGCAAUCCCAGUAUGCUACCAUUUGGCCUUUUUUGAAAGAGAAGACGAAGCUCAGAUGAGUUAAGUGGUCCCUCAGUUUCGAAAUAAUAACAAGUGGUUAUUAAGAGCUGAGAUAGAAGUCUGGAACUUUCUGUCUCUUGGUAAUCCUCUGGCCACUACCAUUGUGAUUUUCAGUUGUGCUCCAUAGUUCUGCAGAGAUUUUUCAGGAGUUCCAUCUUUAAAAUGUAUUUUGAAGUCUUCACAUCUCUACUGAAAAACAGGUAGAUUCAAACUGUGUUGAUAUACAAAUGUCUUCACACUGGCAUUCACCCACAGUUCCCUGAUGUUUCCAGAGGGACCUUGUGCAGACCUUGGAAGUAACAUUCUGUUGUGAUAUCUGAGCGCAUAUCUGGACUUCUCUCAAUUGUUCAAAGAUUAAAGAAGUUAUGGCACCUCACAGGUGUUUAAAUCAUAUUCAUGCAUGCCCUGUGAUGUAAUGUGUGCUUGGAGAGCACAAAUGAGCACCAUUCAGUUAAAUGCUAGUUGAUAGAUAGCAUCGUGGUAGCUUUUUUAAUACAAAAAUCAGUUUCCUUAUCAAGAAAAUGGGAACAUAAAAGAAUAGGGUUGUUGUUAGGCUCCAAUGAUGUAAUGCCUUUGAAUCACUUAGAAUUAUGUCUGGAACAUAGAAGGCCUUCAAUAAGGCUUAAGACUCCUGAUUUUCAUGAUAUUUAUUGUAUGUUUAACGCAUGCUGUCUUUAUUGUUCUAACAGUGCUGCGGUAACAAGUACAUAUGUAAUCUGUCAAUCAAGUUGUGACCACAUUGCAUUGGGAACCAUUUUAACUCCCCUGGUACAUUUGAGUGCUUGUUGUCUGUUAUCUUUGUGAUAAGUAUGUCAGAAGCUGUUGAUUGUUGUUAGUGAUUUGACUUGGAAACAAUUAAUUAUAUUUUCUGAUGGUGGAUAAUUUUAAUGGAAGAAUAUCCUGAGAUUCUAAGAGAAGCAUUUUUUUAAAAGGUAUCAUUUGUGAUCACUUCUAAGUUACAAUUUUUCAAUACUGUUCAACCAAAUACACCCUGAUUUCAGGUUUUUUGUAUUCAUGAAAAUGGCCUCAUUGUUUUCAGUUAUUGACAGUAUACAAAGUAAAAUGUUGUAAACAUGAAUUUAUAAAAUAAAUAUAUGCUAA
Messenger RNA from Enhydra lutris kenyoni (northern sea otter), 3784 nucleotides. RefSeq names its product PNMA family member 2. The record is from RefSeq and is a predicted model, not a curated record. The transcript is spliced from 2 exons. Lineage: Eukaryota; Metazoa; Chordata; Mammalia; Carnivora; Mustelidae. The coding region runs from base 591 to 1685 and encodes 364 amino acids.